Molecule: messenger RNA, 1618 nt
Organism: Wallemia mellicola CBS 633.66
Lineage: Eukaryota; Fungi; Basidiomycota; Wallemiomycetes; Wallemiales; Wallemiaceae
Product: PLP-dependent transferase
Exons: 3
Coding region: 1-1590 (529 amino acids)
Biological process (GO): sphingosine biosynthetic process; ceramide biosynthetic process
Cellular component (GO): endoplasmic reticulum
Molecular function (GO): pyridoxal phosphate binding; serine C-palmitoyltransferase activity
Source: RefSeq, a predicted model, not a curated record
AUGUACAACGAGCUAGAAGGAAUAGCGCAUUACUUGCAACAACUACCCGGAUCUUCUAUUUUCAUUAGAUACGUUAAAUCCUCUUAUCAGAAUGACCCUUGGAGGUCUUUGCUAGAAUUGUUACUCUUCUUGUUCGCAUUGAGAGUCUGGUUAUCGAAGCGUACUAGAAGGGAUGCAGAGAAAGGUUUCGUCGGUUUGUCCUCUACAGAGAUUGACGAGUUGGUAGACGAUUGGCAACCAGAACCUUUGGUACCACAAGCUGAGAUCAAGCAGGCACCAACAAUUAUUGGCCCACCUUCUAUCAAACCAAAGGUCUCUCAACCAGGUCAACCUUCAGAUAAAGCCAGACAAGUUACGAACCUCGUGUCUUACAACUUUCUUGGUUUAUUAGGUGAUCAACGGAUAAAGGAUGCCGCAACUAAAGCUCUACGAGUUUAUGGUGUUGGUAGCUGUGGACCACCUGGAUUCUACGGUACAAUGGAUGUACACAUCGAUUUGGAAAAAUCAAUUGCUCAGACUUUAGGUACAGAAUCAGCUAUCAUUUACUCGCAAGGCUUCGCUACUAUCACCUCCGUUAUACCUACUUUCGCAAAGAGAGGUGAUAUCAUUGUCGCAGACGAGGGCUGUUCAUUCGCCAUCAGAAAAGGUCUUCAAAUCUCUAGAUCAACUGUCAGAUGGUACAAGCACAACGAUAUGAACAGCUUAGAAACCGUUUUAGAUUCUAUCAAUAGAGAAGCUAAACGUAGGAAAGCUCCACUUACGAGAAAAUUUAUUUGCUCAGAGGGUAUUUUCCAAAAUGAUGGUAGUCUCGCAAAUCUUAAACGCAUUAUUGAACUCAAAAAGAAGUACAAGUAUAGAUUGAUUCUCGAAGAAAGCUACAGUUUUGGUGUUGUUGGCAAUACCGGUAGAGGAAUGACUGAAUUGUACGAUAUACCUGCUAAAGAAGUUGACAUUCUCGUUGGUUCAAUGGCGAACACCCUCGGUAGUGCCGGUGGGUUCUGCGCUGGAGAAAGCGUCGUAGUUGAACACCAACGCAUCAACUCUGCGGCCUUUAUUUUCUCGGCUUCACUUCCACCAAUGUUGGCUGUAAGCGCUAAUGAAACACUUUCAAUAUUAAACUCAAGCAGUGGACCAAACAUUGUACACUCCUUGCAAACCAAUAUCGCAUCUUUUAGGUCAGUUUUGAGUACAAUAGAUAGCAUUGAAUUGGCAUCACAUGCCCUCUCACCUAUUCAACAUGUUUUCUUUUCGCAAAGCAAGGAAUUACAAAUUAUAUCAACAUCUCAAAAAGAAAAAUCAAGCGAGGAGGAGCGUGUAGAAGCUGUACUUGGGGAUAUAUGCGAUGAUGCACUUGUUAAUGGUGUAUUUAUCACCGUUGCAGGUCACCUUCGAGGUCAAGAAAGCGAUAUUGGUGCAUUAUCAGCAGGUUCAACUGGCAUUCGUGUCGCACCAGGUGGAGCACCACCACCAACUGAGCCAAGAGCAUCAAUUAAGAUCGCCAUAUCUUCUGCACUUUCUAAGAAAGAAACUGAGAAAGCAGCACUCGUUGUCAAAAACUCAAUUAAUAGGGUUUUAAAGAGACGUGCAUGAAUACAUUUAAUCUUUACAUUACUAAUUC